AUGAAAAAUAGUCAUCAGAAAAGUAUUGAACCAUUACUUAUGUUACCACGAUUUGAUUCCCAAGCGAUCCUCAAUGAAACACAUUUGAAACAAAUACCUCAAUCAAAUUCAAUCUAUCCAUAUAAUUCAUUAUCAUCUGAAAAUAUUAUUUAUUAUGAUACAAUAAAUAAAAAGAGAAUUGAUGAAAAUUUUCUUAUAUCUCAAACAGUAUCUCAACCACAAUUAACAUGUUUAUUAUUACCAAGAUUUAAUUCUCAUCAUCAACAAAAUUUUUAUGAUGAAAAUCAAUCAGCAGAUAUUACAACAAAAACGAUGAGUCAAACAAAAAUAAAUGAUGAAGAAUUUCAACAAACAAAUGAUCAUAAUGCAUAUACAGUCAUUGGUGAUUCUCUUGAAUCUUAUAUUCAUUAUCGAAAAUUAAAUCAUUGUAAAGCAUUAUCAAAUUUUCUUGAAUAUCGUAAUAAAAUUUAUAAACGUGAGAAAAUUGCUCAAUAUGCAUCAUUAAAAACUAAAGACACAUAUCGUACACAAACUACAAAUGCACCAACAAAAGUAAUUAGACUAGAAGAAAGUCAAACUUCACCUUCAAUUAUAUCAGAAAAUGCUUCAUCAAGUGUAAUUCCAUCAUCACAAUCGUUGGUCUCUAAAAGAUCUAAAAAUCUAUCAUCACCAGGUAGUAAAGAAGAAUUCAUUCAAAUACCCUCGUCUGACUUAUUAAAAACUUUACCAUCAAAAUCCGUCCAACCUAUCACUAGUCCGAAACAACAACGCAAUGUCAAUGUUCCGAAAAAAAAUAGUAGUAUUAUCAAACAAACUCCAACACAAUUUGUCAAAGGUUAG
Molecule: messenger RNA, 840 nt
Organism: Rotaria sp. Silwood1
Lineage: Eukaryota; Metazoa; Rotifera; Eurotatoria; Philodinida; Philodinidae
Source: the annotation of a GenBank genome assembly